CUCAUUGCGUCUGCUUAGUCGCCUAAUCGCCGUAGAAGAAGAAACAAGCGGAAGUGGAUGUGUUUACAGGCUGCUUCGAGCAGAGAAAUGGAGAGGAAUGACGAGCAGGUCCAAACUAACGGCAGCAAAACGCUGCUUGUGCGCCAUUUACCAGCUGAGCUCACGCAGGAGGAGAAGGAAGACCUCCUGAAGUAUUUUGGAGCUGAUUCAGUCCGGGUCUUCUCAAACACAGGUCGAUUGAAACACGCAGCCUUUGCAUCCUUCAAAAGUGAGAGGUCUGCAGCAAAGGCACUCAGCAGGCUCCAUCAGUUAGAGGUUCUUGAUCGUACGCUUGUUGUAGAGUUUGCAAAAGGACAGGAUCAUGUGACUGUAUUAACGGACCCACCAGUGUCGAGCAGUGGUAAAAAUAUUAAAGCGGAGCAGAAGAAACAAGAAGCCAAACAGCUAAAUAUUCCUCUUAUAGAGACCGGCGUUGCUCCUGACCUCGGGCUGAAAUUCCCGUCCAGUCCCACUCUGAAAUAUUUAUAUCCUCCUCCUUCUAAUGGCGUCCUGACAAAUAUAACACAUGCUCUCAUCAGUGUGCCAAAGUUUUAUGUUCAAGUACUCCAUCUGAUGAACAAGAUGAAUUUACCAUGUCCGUUUGGCCCCGUCACUACCAGACCCCCCCUGUAUGAGUUCCUGCCUCCUGCCCCGCCCAUCCCCAUGCCUCCCCCCUUCCCUCCCGACUUCCCCCCUUUACCUGAGGAGGAGAUGGAGCUGUCCAGUGAGGAAGAAUCAGAGUAUGAGAGUGAGGACGACGAGGACAAGGAGAGGAUUGUUCGUCUGAUGGGUCUGGUCAACCAAGCGUGCAAGAGACCCCUGAGACCAAAAACAGCUUCAAAGAGAAAGAAACCCAGGAUCAAGGAUCUGCUCUAUGCUCCCAAACCAGACUCUCAGAGUGCUCCGAUGCUGCAGCCCUCUGACGUGUUUGAGCAGCCUCAACCCGCCGGGCCCAAGAAAAUCGAGUUCCACAUUUCUGUUCCUGAGGUGGCAGCCAUGAUGGAGGGAAGUGGGCGGGGUCAGCCUGAUGAUGCCGACAAAGAUGGUGACGAGAGGGAUGUCAGUCAGGAGGGGACAGAAGCCGAAGGCUUUGGGAAGCUUUAUCCUACCGCCCCAACGUCACAGCAGCAGAAGGAGCACAGUGACGACGAGCACGACCUGACGUCGGACAUCAUCUCCAGGAAGGAGCUGGAGAAAGGCCGGCUGUCAAGAGAUGAAAUAAAAAGGAUGUCCGUGUAUAAAAAUUAUGAACCCGGAGAGCCCACCUGCAGACUUUACGUGAAGAAUAUCGCCAAACAAGCGGGGGAGAAAGACCUGAAGUACAUCUACGGACGCUACAUCAACCCGUCGUCAGAGGAGGAGAGGAACAUGUUUGACAUUGUGUUAAUGAAGGAGGGCCGGAUGAAAGGACAGGCCUUCGUAGGACUCCCCAGUGAGCAGAGUGCGGAGAAAGCCCUGCGGGAAACCAACGGCUACGUUCUGUUUGACAAACCCCUCGUCGUGCAAUUUGCCAGAUCUGCACGACCGAAAGCAGACAACACAGAAACCAAGAGAGGAGCGAAACAACGAUGACCUCUGCAGUUGAGGUGCAGAGGCUUGAUUUUGAGGCCCAGCAGAACCAUGUGUAUCCUUAACGGGGAAUAUCCUUUUG
Labrus bergylta (ballan wrasse) is the source of this 1690-nucleotide messenger RNA. It is a transcript of the gene rnpc3, whose product is annotated as RNA-binding region (RNP1, RRM) containing 3. Gene Ontology annotation, biological process: mRNA splicing, via spliceosome. Gene Ontology annotation, cellular component: U12-type spliceosomal complex. Lineage: Eukaryota; Metazoa; Chordata; Actinopteri; Labriformes; Labridae. Gene Ontology annotation, molecular function: pre-mRNA intronic binding; U12 snRNA binding; protein binding. The record is from RefSeq and is a predicted model, not a curated record.